Protopolystoma xenopodis is the source of this 657-nucleotide messenger RNA. The record is from the annotation of a GenBank genome assembly. Lineage: Eukaryota; Metazoa; Platyhelminthes; Monogenea; Polystomatidea; Polystomatidae.
AUGUCCGUUUCGGUACAGACUCGGAGCGCCUUAUCUGCCAGCAAUCACCCCAAGCUUAGACUCCAGAAUCCCUCCUCGCAAUCCUCCUUUCGCUCCAUUCGACAUGGACAAUACAAGCCAAUCCACCCAAUCCAUAUUCCCACUCUCUCCAUGCAACACAUACACUUACACAAACACACACACGGUGCAUUCAGCACCAAGGUGAUGCUAGACUUGAGAAGAUUGGCCUACAUCUCCGGCCUGCAUAUCACCGGUCACAUAAUGAGCGAACGAUGUGCACCGUUGGCAAGCUCGUUGAUCACCUCGUGCCAAAAUAAGGAGUCGCUGAAGGAAUGUGUACUCUUCACGACAACACGACAACAAGAGUGUAUUUCGUCUCGUGUGGCAGCAGCACAUCAUACAGUAGAAGGCUUUCUGUGGGCCAAAAGAUUUCCAAAAGCAGCUGUGCCGAGCCGCUUUGAUGCCGACUUUUUCUCGAUACGCUCGCAGACUCCUUGUCUCAAUCCGCUAGUCAGUGUCUGGGUGGGCGGGAGUCGCAGGCGGCCCGGGCGGCUGCAUGGCAGACUCACACGCCAGCGCCGUUCUGCAGAGCAGCGAGAGUCCACUUGCGCUGGAGCCAGUCAGGCGGGAGCGUCUGACCCUCCGGCAGCGUUCUAG